GUGUGCGUGGCUCAAGUCGCAGUCUGUAUAAUGGUUGAGAACAGUGGAAUCAGCGUAAUAAAUUAUCCGUUUACUCUCGACCCGUCCGAUUGUUAAGUGCAUGUGAGGAGAGCAAAACAAGGCAUGUUGAUGUCCAGUCUUGCUCAGUUUUCUUAGUGAUGCCCCAAAGAAAGUAGAAGGCGCCCGACGUCCUUGUCCAACCAUGGUGCGAAUUGGCCGCAGGUGGAAGCAUCUUUUAACCCUACCUGCGUGCGUCUACUUCCUUGUUCUUCUCUUCCAGUUCUUCAGUUUGCAUGUGACCGACCUCUCAGCUGCUGGAGACUGCGGCGGGAAACAAGCUGAGGAAAUGAGCCUCGAGGACGCAACAGACGCCGGCGCAUCGGGCGCGCUGAACUCCCCCGUCGUCUACAGACACAUCCUUCCUCCGGCGAAGUUCGAGGACAUCAAGUUUGCUCGAAAAUUCUCGCUUCCUAUUCCAACCACAAAUCAUAAAGAAUUCUUCGGCCUACCGGCUGGGUUACCGCCACACUACAGAAUCUCGAAUCACACGAAUACCACAGAGAUCGAUCUGCAGGCGCUUGUAACCCUUGUGAAACUUGCAACUACGAUAACAUUCAGAUGCAACAAAAUCCUGAAGCAAGGGGGAAGGACCUGCCAGAGAGUACCUGAUGGGGAUAAAAAAUUCUGUGCCGACGAAAGCGUGGCGCCCCCUACCAGACCGUGCAUAGUAUACUCCAUCGGAAUCGGCCAUGACUUCAGUUUCGACAAAGCCAUGGGAGGCUACGGAUGUGAUGUGUUUGCCUUCGAUGACGAUAUUUACCAUGAUAUAUACAAGCGAAAUCCAUUCCCGAGGGUUCACUUCGCCCAUAUCCGGCUCGGGAAGUCGCUUCUCGUCGACACGGAAAUCAACCACGUUAAGAACAGCACUUUUGAGUUCUUAUACCGGCCUCUGGAUAACAUCAUGUAUAUUCUUCACCACGAGGAGUCGAAUAUCGAUUUUCUAAAACUGGACGUCGAGGGACAGGAGUGGGAUAUUUUUGAAGAGUCGAUCUUCAAGACGGACAUCCUGGAGAGGACGCGUCAGCUGGCCAUCGAAGUGCACAUGAAGAAGUUCUGCGAGAAGGACCUUCCUCCCGCUGACCUUAAUGGUGCCAUCAGAAAGUAUAUCCGCUUCUACGAGGGACUCCAGACGCGGGGCUUCCAACUCGCCCACCACGAGCCAAACUACAUGGGCGACGAGGGCGUGGUGACCGUGGGCGGCAUCACCUUCGCCCCUUUGGCUGAGCAGCUGUGGGUCAACACGAGGGUGCGAGAGGGACGUCGGCCGAGUUAUAGGCGUCCUAUCGACUACUAUGUGGAUAAGUUAGAAGACUGAGAGAUAGGAUUGUUUAAAACAAAGAAGAAGAAGAAAGAAGAAGAAGAAAGAAAGAAAGAGAGAGAGAGGAGGAGAGAGAGAGAGAGAGAGAGAGAGAGAGAGAGAGAGAGAGAGAGAGAGAGAGAGAGAGAGAGAGAGAGAGAGAGAGAGAGAGAGAGAGAGAGAGAGAGAGAGAGAUUGUUUGAUAGAUAUAUAUGUAAAAAAGAAUCGGUCGAUAGAUGGAACUGAAUUAUUUAGAAAACUAAGGGAUAGUAAGGACCUUUAUCUGUCUUGUAGAUAGAUUGAUGAAAAUAAAAGUCGGUCGAUGGAUAGAAAGUAUAGAAGGAAUUGUAUAAGAUAUAUGAAUGGAACUUGGUGAGUUAAUAGACUGAGGGAUAGAUAAGAUUCUUUGUAUUAUUAUUAUAUUAUAGAAACAUAGAUGGAAAUAAUAAUCAGUCGAUAGAUGCAAAGGAUAGAUGGAAUUGUAUAAGUUUGAAGACUGAGAAAUAAGUAAGGAAUGUUAUUUUAUUAUAAUUAUUGUAUAAGAGAUGGAAAUAAAGACAGACAGAGAGAUAGGAAGGUUAAAUCUAUUUUAUCUUUUUUA
Penaeus chinensis is the source of this 1958-nucleotide messenger RNA. RefSeq lists its product as uncharacterized. The transcript is spliced from 8 exons. Lineage: Eukaryota; Metazoa; Arthropoda; Malacostraca; Decapoda; Penaeidae. The coding region runs from base 203 to 1375 and encodes 390 amino acids. The record is from RefSeq and is a predicted model, not a curated record.